This is a messenger RNA of Setaria italica (foxtail millet), 1771 nucleotides long. RefSeq lists its product as uncharacterized. The transcript has 7 exons. Lineage: Eukaryota; Viridiplantae; Streptophyta; Magnoliopsida; Poales; Poaceae. Bases 1 to 918 code for a protein of 305 amino acids. The record is from RefSeq and is a predicted model, not a curated record.
AUGGCGACGCAACUGACGGCGAGCGUUCAGGCGUUCAGCUUCCUGGCCCCAGCCAUUCCAGAGCAAAGUGCAGGAACACCAUGGCCGGGGCUGGCAAUGGCGGCAGAGAGACGGAGGAGUAAGGAGGGGGCACGGCAGGGGGAGGUCCCGCGCUGGCGCUGGCCGCACCUCAUCCCUGGUGGAUCGCUUCCUGGCCACACGCGACGCGAGGAGACUCCGCUGGCGGCGCGCGAGGCGACGAGGCGGCGGCGCGAGGUGGCGGUGUGGCGACGCGAGGUGACGGCAUGGCGGCGUAGCACAUCUUCGACGGCCACCACCGCGACAGCGACUGCCGCCUUCUCGCCGAUCCCACCAACACCAUUAAGAGUUGGGGAAGGUGAACCACCCCCUUCUUGGGAUCCGGUACCAACUCCAAUAGGAAAACAAAGAGUGGACUGGAACCCAACUCUUGAGAAAUCACUUGUUGAAAUUCUGCAUGAGUAUAAAGAUAGUGGCUAUAGAAGUGACAAUGGUUGGAACACUGAAGGGUGGAACAAGAUGGUGAAGGAGUUCCAUCUGAGAAACAAGUCUGUCUCGUACACAAAGGCACAAAUUCAAGAUAAAGAAUGUCAGCUUAAGAGAGACUACAAGAUGCUAAAAGCGGCAAGAAUGCAAAGUGGGUCAAAAUGGAAUGAGCAAAGAAAUAUGGUUGAAGGAUCAGCCUCAAUGUGGGAGAACCUCAUAGUGACUUUCCCCAAAAUCAAGAAGUUUCAAAACAACAAGGCAAGCUUUCCGCUCUUUGAUGCUUUGGGAGAACUCUAUGAUGGUCAUCUGGCUGAAGGGACAUACAAUUUCACUUCUAUUGAGUCAGAACGUGUGGAAGAGCCCCUUCAACAAAUUGAUGUUGUAGAGGAAGAAGCUGAGGAAGAAGCCCUAUAGGAAAUUUAUGAGAUACGUGAUGAAGAGGAUGAAGAAAAGGAUGCAAGAGAUAAAGAAGAGGAGGCAAGAAGUGGACAACGAAGAAUGGUUGCAUCAAGAAAGAAACCAGAAAAGGAAGGACAAAGACCUAGAAAGAGUGCAAAAAUUGAAGCUAUGAUGGAGAGAUUCCUUGAAAUGAGGACAAAGCAAGCAGAAGAUGAAGCUCAACAGCUAGCAAGAGAAAAUGAGACAAGAGAAAAGAAGGAUGCUAAAGGUGAUGAAUACUCCAUCAAAAAGUGCAUAUCGAUUAUCAACACAAUGGAAGUGACCAAAUAGGAAAAGGCUAAAGCUUAUGCAAUCUUCACCAAGAGCAAGGAAAACAGAGAGACUUUUAUUUGUGCUAGUGAAGAAGAUGAAGAAUCCGCUUUGAUUUGGCUUAGAAAUGAGAUGGCCUAGCAGCACUCAAACGACAAGUGCUGGUAAGAGAUCUGGAGUCGGUGCUUCAACUGCAUCACUAAGAAGCAUAAAAUGUUGUCAGAGAACUGGUGGUUUUGUUUCUAUUUGGUUGUACUAGUUUGUUCAAUUAGGACAAGUGCUGGUGAGGGAUCUGGAGUCUUUUGGUUGUACUAGAUUGUUUAAUUAUGACAAGUGCUGGUGAGGGAUCUGGAAUCUCUUUUGUUUCUACAGCAUCUGCAGCACAAAGAACUGGCAGGUGAGUUCUUGCCGCUUUGUCAGGUGACCAUGUCAGGUGACCAUGCAAUGGUGGUUCUAUUCUAUUUCAGAGCCAUACAAUUUCACUGUGGUAUUGUUGUUCAUCUUCUGUUGUAGUAAGAAAGCCUUUUCCAUGUGAGAUGCUUUUUGAACAUUGCUAGUA